This is a messenger RNA of Ambispora leptoticha, 326 nucleotides long. NCBI's taxonomy places the organism in Eukaryota, Fungi, Glomeromycota, Glomeromycetes, Archaeosporales, Ambisporaceae. The record is from the annotation of a GenBank genome assembly.
GUUUAACUGCGGAUCUUACAACACAGGAUGCCAAAUUUGUUGUCGAGGGACAGAUAAUCCUGACAAUGGUAAAUACCGUGAUCAAAACUAUUAAUGAAAUCACCACCAAUUAUGAAUCCCUUCGUGAUCAGUUGGACCAUUUAACUGAGACGGGUUCCGUGGCACCAUUAAUAUCUGAACAAUUUGCUGGCUCAUCUAUGAUUCUCCCCGAAGAUCAUCUUCUGCUUCUUCUCUGGGUUCUUCCAGUGGCUCAAGUCAAUUAUCGUUUUCUGAUAUUACCUCAACAACCAGAAAUCACUUUAAACUUAUUUUUGAUAAGAUUAUGA